UAAACAACGUUGAUUGCAAUUUUAAGCCACACUUUCAACUGCUAAGCUCUGUGUAACGUCCUUGAUAUUAAAGCGCAAUGAUUGGCAUAAUACCCCACGACUACGCCUGACAUCUGUAUCAGCUGGAUGCUGCUGUGGCUUGUGACUUCACCUUGCCUCGAGUGACACAGUCGAAAACAAAGGAAGCGCCCGCGACUCGACUUUGUCGCUUCUACGAAAAACGUUGAAUCAAUCCAUUUGGAGUGGGAUGGGACAGCAAUGUGCAGUGACUGAUUGAACGGGGUCUGUUGUUGUUUGGUAUAUCGUAUGCAAACACAGACCUAAUAACAACAUAAAUGUUUAAGCAUGCGUUAUGCAGGUGCUGGAUCCAAAGCAGGUGUCUAUAAUUACUUAAUUAGCCAGCUGAAGGAGGCAGCAGCAGAACAAACAAAGUGCGACACAAUACCAAAGUCCAACUGGGCUGCUUCCCUCAUGACAAUUUCAUGUUGUGUGCCGAAUAAUGCAGCGACGCCGCCUUCCUCCUCCCCCUCAUUUUGGAGCUUAUAUAAACCCAAACAAAUGCUUCACUUGAUAAGUCGAGAGAAUCGAAGACAGACGAAAAAUGUUUUGGCGGAAGAAGAAGGAGCAACGAGAUGUGUUCACCUUUGAGGAUCUGACGCGAUUUCCGAUGGUCUUCUAUAAAACCAUUGGCGAGGAUCUUUAUUCGGAACGGGAUAAGAAUCUGUUGCGUCGCUAUCUGUUGCGUUUCUAUCUGAUAUUGGGAUUCCUAAAUUUCAAUGCGUAUGUCGUCGGGGAAAUUGCGUAUUUCAUAGUGCACAUCACAUCGACAACAACGCUGCUGGAGGCAACUGCUGUGGCGCCUUGCAUCGGGUUCAGUUUCAUGGCCGAUUUCAAGCAAUUCGGUUUGACGGUGAAUCGCAGGACGUUGGUCAAGCUGCUCGACGAUCUCAAGGAGAUCUUUCCCAUGUCCAAGGAGAAACAGGAGGCGUAUCAUGUGGCCUACUACAACAAGCACAUGAAUCGUGUCAUGUGGCUUUUCACUAUUCUGUGCAUGACUUACACCUCAUCGUUCAGCUUUUAUCCGGCCAUCAAGUCGACCAUCAAAUACUAUUUCAUGGGCUCGGAGAUCUUUGAGCGCAACUACGGCUUUCACAUUUACUUUCCCUACGAUGCCGAAACGGACAUCACAGUCUAUUGGUUCUCGUAUUGGGGAUUGGCCCAUUGUGCCUAUGUCGCUGGUGUCUCCUAUGUCUGCGUCGAUCUGCUGCUCAUCACCACGAUCACCCAGCUGACGAUGCACUUCAACUACAUGGCCGACACUUUGGAGGCCUACGAUGGCGAUGCCCACACCGAGGAGGAGAACGUCAAGUGGGCACAGAAUCUCGUUGUCUAUCAUGCGCGGGCUUUGGACCUCAGCGAGGAGGUGAACAACAUCUUCAGCUUCACCAUUCUUUGGAACUUUAUUGCUGCCUCUUUGGUGAUCUGUUUCGCUGGCUUUCAGAUCACCGCCUCCAAUGUGGAGGACAUUGUGCUCUAUUUCAUCUUCUUUUCGGCCUCGCUUGUGCAAGUUUUUGUGGUCUGCUAUUAUGGCGAUGAAAUGAUCUCGUCGAGUUCGCGGAUUGGACACUCGGCAUUCAACCACAAUUGGCUGCCGUGCAGCUCGAAGUACAAGCAGAUUAUGCGCUAUAUAAUUAUGCGUAGCCAGAAGCCCGCCUCCAUCAGACCGCCCACAUUUCCGCCCAUAUCGUUCAAUACAUUCAUGAAGGUCAUCAGCAUGUCGUAUCAGUUCUUUGCUCUGCUUCGAACUACCUAUUAUGGUUAAUUAUCGAUCAAAAUUCAAUUGCGAAAUGUUUUGUGUUUCAAAAAGGAAGAACUCACGAACACAAGGCUUUAGGUCAUCAUAAUUACCAUUUGCUUAAUUUGUCAAUAAUUUGCAUUGUUUGCCCAAGCCAAAGUUAGUUAAACGUGUUGACUUAAUAAAUAAUUAUAUAUAUUUGGCUUUUAUGCAAUUACUUAGCCAACAAAUACUUGAAUGUGUAAUUAGGAAUUUAUCCUUAUUAAAUAACCAAAAACCUAGAACACAUUUUCACACUUUGCAAUUGCCUCACGGCACGCAUCGCAUGAAACCUCAGAAUUGUUUAACUUAUUGUCAUAUCAGCGUUUAAGGAUUGUGCAACCAUCGUCGAACUUUAAGCCAAAAUCGAAUCGAAACUAUUUGCACAUGCAUUAAACUAUACAAAUGAGUAAAUGUUCAGCACAUACUUAAUAGAAAGUCACCGAAGGGUAUUUCAAGUAUUCGAUAAUUUACCUUUAAGCAAUAAAAAAUAUAUUAUUUUGUUAAAUCGUAAUUUUG
Drosophila sulfurigaster albostrigata is the source of this 2353-nucleotide messenger RNA. It is a transcript of the gene Or92a, whose product is annotated as putative odorant receptor 92a. The record is from RefSeq and is a predicted model, not a curated record. Gene Ontology annotation, molecular function: odorant binding; olfactory receptor activity. Gene Ontology annotation, cellular component: plasma membrane. Gene Ontology annotation, biological process: sensory perception of smell; detection of chemical stimulus involved in sensory perception of smell. Bases 602 to 1822 code for a protein of 406 amino acids. NCBI's taxonomy places the organism in Eukaryota, Metazoa, Arthropoda, Insecta, Diptera, Drosophilidae. The transcript has 4 exons.